GGCCACGGUGUUUACUCCGCCCAUCAGCAGACGAUACGCCACUGAAUCAGGAGCACUGAUAACCUCUCAGCCCGUGAUCGGAAGGUAACCACUAUCACUCCGGUGUCGGGAGUUCAACAGAUCUAUCGGAAUUCAAAGACGCAAAUUGAUCAAACUCAUUCGGGGAGAGCUGUUCAUUUCAAAAUUAACCCAUUUUAAUUGCACCCAAAGCCAUAUAAAACAAAGGCCACCACGAGGAUAAGCAUUUUAAAAUUUACGGAACUCCAACUAGAGAAAUAGAGUGACAAGUCCAAACGCGAGGAGUUGUAUUUUGGAAACAAACCUCCACGAAAACUGUUGGCGCGCACGGAUUCUAAAUUGCUAUUUCCACGAUUUGGUUCAAAUCUAGCGGAGGCUUCAACCGUUCCCUCUAAAGAAGUGGUUUCCCCUGCAGUUGAAGAAUGGCGGCAAAACGGGACCGGCCAGUGACAGCGGCGGACACGAUGGCACAGAUGUUUAAGCUGACAUUAUUUCUUAUCUUAGCGGUCUCUGUCCUGCUGAGCGACGUCACCAGCAUAUCAACGCACGACGGCGGCAAGCUCGUGACUGUCAGGAGGGACAAGAGAAGCGUCCGAAAUCAGGUGAGUACCGUGCAUGGUGAUAAGUGGGUUCGUUGAGCGUCGUUGCGUUGUUUGUGAGCAGACGCAUCGGUCUCUCGUGAAUGUUGUUAACUUUGUCUGGUGGUGUGUUCGUCUGUUUGGGUUGUUAAUGAAUGAAUGAAUUGUUUGGUUUUUUUAAUUUUGCCCCUGUGCUUUUUCAUUUUUUGCUCUUUCUGCGGCGUGAUUUUACCAGUGUGUGUGUGUGUGUGAAGUGUGAAGUGGUGUUGAUGCGAAGUGGUGUUGAUGCGAAGUGGUGUUGAUAUGAACACACAUAACGUUGUUUUUUUUUCCCUCUUUUUUUAAUUUUAAAAGUUCGCAUUGUAAAAACAUUUUUUUCAAAAAUCUAAACUAAUGAAGUCACUUUUAUCAACAUUCAGCAUUGCUUCCAAUGUUAUCCUUUGUUUUAGUUUGAUAAGCAUCGUAUUUUCUUGCUGCAUUUGUUAUAAAAGAACAUAUACUUUUAACGGUUGAAAAUUGAGAAAAUUGUUCAGCUACCAAACCGACUGAUUGCAGCAGUAUAUAUAUUUUUUAAAAAGCCACAGUAGAGCGUCAAUUAUCCGAACAAAACGGGAAUGGAGUGUUUCGUGUAACCAAACACUGCCACGCAAAUGUUGCACUAGAGAAGUUAAUGCAACGAAAACAGCAUACCCGUACCUUUUAGUUACCCGGAGGGAACAAUUUGUUGGGAACCUUUGCUCACAACUCUUAGGAGCGGUGGGAGAAAGUUAAGCUCGUGACUACUCCCGGAGUGGAAGUAAAGCCGCCCCAUUCCAUGGAAAACGUACAGCUCCCGGGCGGUGGAGGUGGCAAUGCAACGUCAUCUCCGGAGAGGAAGUAAAGCUGUCCCAAACCCUAUUUACUCUGGGCCGAGUUGCAUGGCCGGAGUCCCCAGGGAAUACUGGGCUAUGUUUCACGGCCAAGGUCCUAAGAGAUUGAAUCUCGACCUUUUUGAGUAUUGAUCUUUAUUAGUUACAUACGCCUGGCGAUUUAUUGCUGCGUUUCUUAACUUUUGUUUUGUUUGGGUUGAGAACCACUGUAAAAUUUUAUUUAUCUCCUUACCUCCUCCCCUUUUUUUCCCUCCUUCUUUUUGCUGUUUUAAUAUAUAUAUACCUUUUAAGCUGCACCUUUGUAUAUACCCUGUAUAUACAGUCAUUUUUUUUAAAACUUUUGAGGCACUCACGAAAUAUGCCUCCUACCCCCACCCCCACCCUUUUUUCCCCCGGGAGCGACAUUUUGUCCAAUACGAACAUUCGAAAAUAACUCCUUCGUACAAAUCGUUUUCAAAGAAAUUUGUUCAAAUCUGUUUCUAGUCACGUGAAAUUAUGUCUGCAUAACUUGGUCAAUAAAGAUUUGCGUCAAUAAUCUACCUGAAAACAUUUAUAGCAUAAACAUCAGGCUAAAGCAGUGGUCGCCAAACUCUUACGAUGUUUGACUACCUUACUUAAUCCAGAUUUUCACUAGGCAGCCAAUGCCAAAUAUUUUUUUUUUUUAAAGUACAUUUCGAAAAAGUUUUUUUUUUUUUCAAACAAUUAAAAGUUUUAGGUAAAGAAGCUAAUAAAACAUGCAUUUCAAAAAUCAAGCAGAGCUAUCUGUUAGUCACUUGUAGAGACAUUUGCAGACAGUUAUAACUUAGUGAGUGUCUGGCUUGCACCAGGUCCGUGGAUGUCCUAUCACAUUGUUGCAAUCAACUGAAUAUGCAAAUAAGACUAUGAACAUUUUUUUUUUAAUUUAAAUAUUUCGUGACACCCCUGUGAACCUUGGUAACCAAUGACCUGAAGAAUGCGGUUGAAGUGUGGGGUCAGAGGCAGUGUCGGAUUAAGCCCUGUUGGUCGGGGGGGGGGAGGUCCUUAGGCCGAUGAUAUUCUGCCCCCCCCCCCCCCCAAGUUUCCCAAUUCAAGCACUACACUGUUACACCCGACUAUAAGUGUAAAUAAUAUUAAAAGAGAACACAGUUUAUUAAAGGCGCACUCGUCAAUUUUGAUUUAAAUUUAUGUAUUUUUUUAGUUCCUACAAUAAGGCACAUACAUACUGACCCCAUGGCCGGUCGAGAUAGUUUCCCCACUAAAAACUCUGCAGUUGUAAGAAAAUACAGCCCCCUAAUUAUGUAUAGGAAAAGGCGUAACCGGGGUGGCUCACCCCCCCCCCCGCCCGACCCUUUCUACGCACGUGCCUGUAGAAUUCUCAACGUCGUUAUAACUAUGUCAAGAUUUCUUGUGUAAAAUUUUUUUAAAAAUGCAUUCUUCUGAUUGCGACAUGUUUUUAUGAUAAUCUUUAAAGUGUGACAUGAAAUACAUGAAAUACAUGAAAUACAUGAAAUACAUGAAAUACAGAAUCUCCAACUCAAUGUCAACACGAAAGUUCUCUCAAAAUCUUUGGGCUGCUUUUUUUUUUAUCUUUUCAUUCCUGGAUUUUGUCAUCCUUUGGAAUUCAACGACUCCCCCCCCCCCCCCCCCCCCCCCCCCCCAACAAAAAAAAAAAAAAAAAUAAAAAAAAUAGAGAACGAACUUUUUUUUUAAUAAGCCCUCAGGGCUUCUCAUUUCCCGGGGGUUUUCCCGAUCCAGGGUUAACGCUCAUCGUCCUUAUCCCAGGACAGGAAACCCCGUUCACGUCAAAUUGGGUUACGAAGGGAUUUCUGUGGGGGUCGCCGCCUUAAAAACUAGAAAGGUGGUCAUUUUUGAAAUAGUUGUUCUUUUUCAUAAUUGGUGUCUUAAAGUUGUCAGUAACAAUUUCAAUCAUGACAUUAAAUAUGUCACCUAUUACAUGACAUUUAACAUGUCGCCACUUACAUUAUACUGGAAGAUUAAGUUUUCUAUUUUUUUUUAUAUAAUUUGCCAAGAAUGUACCCUUUUUAAGGUCCAGGAUUACAGCCCAGAAGGCUGACCAUAAUGACAUGUUCCUUCCUUGUUAGAUCAUAUCGCAGAUAUUUGUCCUCGUGAAUUGUCUCUGGCUCUUGAUUCACAUCUUCACCAAUGGCAUCCAAAGCCGUCUUAAUCCUUACGUAGCCAUGGGAUAAUGCCUUUGGCGAGUUAGUCUUUUUUUCCCAACUACAUCAUGUCAAUCACUAUUUUUAGAACUGGUACAUAAUCUUGAUGAUAUACUUUGUGCUCACCAAUAUCAAUACGAUAUAGCGAAACCGCAAGCCCAGCAAACACGUCACCGGUGGCUGGACUAUUAGUAGCACUGUCCUUGUUUCUAUCAGCAAAUACGUCACCGGUGGUUGGACUAUUAGUCGCACUGUCUUUGUUUCUAUCAGCAAAUACGUCACCGGUGGUUGGACUAUUAGUAGCACUGUCCUUGUUUCUAUCAGCAAAUACGUCACCGGUGGUUGGACUAUUAGUAGCACUGUCCUUGUUUCUAUCAGCAAAUACGUCACCGGUGGCUGGACUAUUAGUAGCACUGUCCUUGUUUCUAUCAGCAAAUACGUCACCGGUGGCCGGACUGUUAGUAGCAUUGUCUUUGUUUCUAUCAGCAAACACGUCACAGCUGGCCGGACUGUUAGUAGCACUCUCUUUGUUUCUAUCAGCAAACACGUCACCGGUGGCCGGACUAUUAGUAGCACUGUCUUUGUUUCUACUAGCCACCAUUGAUAGUUUUGAUCAUUAUCAUUGUUAUCAUGAGCAUCGGAGGGCUUCGUGCGCCCUCAUGGUCUCUAGGUCUGAGCCCCCCUCCCUUCCUCCCCCUUGGCGCUGCUGUGCCGCUGGCUACUCAUCCGUGUGUAUACCACAUUAUAAUGCAUGGCUUUAUCCUUCCUUCUCAGCCCAACAGCACAAUGCUCAGAGAGUUUCUGCCCACCAUCAACGGCAGCGAAGAGGAUCUUUUGCGCUACACCCCUACCACACCCCGGCUAGAGGAUGUCAACUGUCAUGUGGAUGUACCCGUGGUAAGACUCAACACACUUUAAGCCAGAAACUAAUUUACGAGAUGGACUGGGGGGUGUGGGGGGGGGGGAGGGGGUAUACGACUCCACACUAGAAGCAAGAGAAUUUUGAAUGACACCUUAUAAAGUAGGACAUACAGUAACGUAGGAAGGGGGGGGGGCUUUGGGGGAUGGUCCGCCCCUGGCGGUUUUUUUUUUUUUUUNGGGGUUGGGGGGGGGGGCUUUUCGGCGAAUGAGACAGAAUGUUAUUUGAAUAUCAAAAUAUGAGAUAUCGGAACUCAAAUAGGCGAAAUUCUUAGUGCUAUUGGACUUUUAUUCUGACCAAGUUAAAUUCAAAUAGUAUAUAUAUAUAUAUAUAUAUAUUUAAAGCGAAGUAGAAAAAAACAACAAAAAACAAGUCAUCAACUAGAGAAGGCCUCCACAACUCAAAAUGUAAGACGAGCCGUAAAACUUGUGCGGGUCGAAAGAAAAUGGGACAGGGGGGGGGAAAGCUAUUGAGAAAAUUUUUUUAUUUUUUUUCGUUACUUGCGAAGUAAAUUUAAAAAUGACACAUUGCAUCGUUUUUCGGUAACAAGUUUAUCGUAUUCAGAUGUAUUGGAAGUGGCUGUUCUCAAUAUAUCUUCCAAAUGAUCAUCACUCAGACAUGAGCGUUGCUUGCAUUUAGUGAUGUUCAUUAUUGAAAAUGUCUGUUCACAGAAUGUAUAAGUGAUUCCAAAUACACUGAAGUUUUUAGUGCAACUUCGUAAAGAUUUUUGUACUUAUUUAAAAAGACAUGUAAUGAAGAACGAUAAAUAUUUUGUAAUUUAAUUUGAUUUUUUUUUUUAAACAAUCAUUUCAAGUAUACGUGGGGAAAAGGGGGGGGGGGUGUUAAAAAAAUUAAUAAAAUGUUAUUGAUUAUUUAAAAAUGAAAUAAAUAUUUAUAUUAUUUUUCUUUAUAUAUAACGUUUCGUAAUAUAAAUCUAUAAAAUGGGGAUUAUUAUUUUUAGUUUAUAAUAUAAUGAAUUAUAACUAAAGUCUUUGCGGGCCACACAGUGAAUCUUGCUGGGCCGCGUGAGUCUCGCGGGCCGUAUGUUGUGCAGGCCUGAACUAGGGGAUAGACAUCAAAGAGGGAACUUUCUGAGAUAUUUUCUUUUGAUGAUGUGGGGUGACAUGAAAUAACAAGCUCUAUAUAGGCCUAUGCGACGGCUGGAAUAAUACAGGCCUAUAAGAAAACAAUUUUUUUUUUUAAAGUAUGCUUAAGGCCUCAUCGGCGCAAAUAAAGUCAAUUAAAUUGUAAUGGGAGUAAAAAAUUUUUUAAAAAAAAUGAUAAUUAUAAUUUCCAGAAGUGAGGGCCCAGGAUAACCAGCCCUUUAAUAUAAUUAAGCUUAAAUGCAACCAUUGUGAUGACUUACAUAUAAUUGUAAGUACAGUUCAUUAUUAAUCUAAAUCUAAGCCAAAUAAAUCUCUGUAAUAUUUAAAUUAUAAUUUCAAUGAUUUUAAAACAAACUAAAAAGUUUUAAAGUUUUAAAAUAGUUUGAAUGAUAGUUAAAAAAGAACAUUACUAAUAUAGACUAGUAACCAUUUAAAAUAUUUUUAUAAACGAAUAAUAGCAUUUAUCUGUUGCUUUUUUUAUUAUUAAGUGUCGAUUAAUGCCAAGCAAAGUUCAGACAUGCGCCAAAAUGAAUCCUUGUAAUUUAAAAGUAUCACCAUUUUCCCGGGGGAGAAAUGUGGACUCUAGACUAUUUAUUAACUUCAAACGCGUUUUACAGAUACUCUGUCACCAUGUCUUCAUUUAUCUUUAUUUAUGUAACGAAAACAUUAAUCCAUUGCCUAGAAGGUCUUAUGGGACGAAAUAGACAUUUCAGUGGGCCGUAGUUUCACACACAUGAUGUGACACAUGUUUAAAUUCUUUAUAUAAACUUCGCUUUUGUGUAUUUAGGGCAAAAACUUCGGACGGCUUAUUGACCCACUUCCCGUCAACCUAUCAGACUCGUUUCCGAUGACACAAUAUUCUCUCAAAUUUUCAGCCUCACCCCCCCCCCCUUUUUUUCAUUUUUCCAAAAAAAAAAUAAAAAAUUAAUAAAUCAGUUUGACCUGUUUUUCAAUUGGAAGAUGAAGGAAAUAUGAUGAUAUUUAGGGCAAAAACCUCGGACGGCUUAUUGACCCACUUCCCCUCAACCCAUCAGCCCCCUUUCCGAUGACACAAUAUUCUCUCAAAUUUUCAGCCUCACCCCCCCCCCCCUUUUUUUCAUUUUUCCAAAAAAAAAAUAAAAAAUUAAUAAAUCAGUUUGACCUGUUUUUCAAUUGGAAGAUGAAGGAAAUAUGAUGCCACUAAUUUCAUGAAAUAAAAUUCCCGCUAAGUGCGCUAAAUCACAAAUGAGAUUCUUUUUAAAAAAUCUAUCGCAAGUGCAUUUGGUGCGUAAUAUUUUCUUUUGUUUUUCUGAAAUAGUCGGUGAAAUAAAUCUGCGGUGUAAAAGCGGGUAGAAUAUUUAUAUGAUGUUUUAAAAAACAAAAAUUAAAAAUGCCUACAAAGGACCUAUCCGAACAACUAUUUUUUUAGGGAUUGUUUAAUUAGCAUGUUACUUUCCCUUACAUUACUUUGAUAUGAAAAGUAUUACAUAUUAAUAGCAUGUGUUGAAAUGGUUAUAAUAAAUGUUUAUAAAUGAAGGAUAAGAUAUGAUUUUCAAAGUCCCCUAUUGAAAGAUAUCGAAGUUGUACCCGUGGACCUAAUUGCCUAACGCUAUUGUCUCUUCUCGUAAUCGCAUAAAGUUAUUGUCUCUUCUCGUAAUCGCCUAACGUUAUUGUCUCUUCUCGUAAUCGCCUAACGUUAUUGACUCUUAUCGUAAUCGCAUAACGUUAUUGUCUCUUCUCCACGCCAAGACUCAGCGGAUUGGAGGAAAGUGUGUACCACUCGGCAAUCAGAUGGGGUGCCAGGCAGGCAUCUACCUCGCCUUCAGCUCGGACUGCAACUCGGAUGCGCCAACGGACGCCGCUGAAUCAAGUCACACAAACAUCCAACGCCCACCUCGAAUCCGAACCCAACCACCGCGACCAAGAAGACCACCACAACAGACGCCACGCAGCCCCCGUCGCAGGCCGGCCCAGUAACGGAUGGACUCUCUGGAAGAUUUGACCAAAGGCUGGAUGAUUUCGAAACGCUGUCUCCGUUCAGUGGCCCUUCAUGCUUACAGUUCAAACACGUUCUUCAAAGUUGACCGAUAUUUGUGUACAUACUAUUUACAUAUAUGGCCUCAACAUCGAAGUAAUUGGCAUGUGGAUUGUUUCUUUGUUGUUGUAAUUUUUUAAAAUC
Molecule: messenger RNA, 7804 nt
Organism: Lymnaea stagnalis (great pond snail)
Lineage: Eukaryota; Metazoa; Mollusca; Gastropoda; Lymnaeidae
Source: the annotation of a GenBank genome assembly